Molecule: messenger RNA, 1158 nt
Organism: Lachnellula hyalina
Lineage: Eukaryota; Fungi; Ascomycota; Leotiomycetes; Helotiales; Lachnaceae
Product: Secondary metabolism regulator laeA
Exons: 6
Coding region: 1-1158 (385 amino acids)
Molecular function (GO): methyltransferase activity
Source: RefSeq, a predicted model, not a curated record
AUGGCUGAGCUUUCAGAGCAUCAACCUCCACAAGAGGCAGACGCUGAAAGUAUCCCCCAGGUCGAGGAGCAACAUUUUCCGCGGGAAAUGGUUCCUGAAGCUGUUCAGACAGCGGAGUCUGGAAAUAGUCCUCAGACGGGACUACCAGCUGAGCCAACCGACGACUUAAGCCAUCCACAGAAUCAAGCUCCGCUACAGAUUGAUGAAGAUAACUCAUCAACCGAUUCCGCCUAUGGCUCCUCGGUAGCAUCCUCAAGCGACUCUCUAGGCUCCUCUGUCACAAAUUACCUAUACGAGAACGGUCGUCGAUAUCACGCAUACAAAGAAGGCGAAUACUAUCUCCCGAAUGACGAAACAGAGCAAGCACGUCUAGAUCUUCAACAUCAUAUAUACCGGCUCUGCCUGGGAGGAAAUCUAUACUGCGCACCGAUCAAAGAUCCACAAUCAGUUCUCGAUAUUGGAACAGGAACAGGAAUAUGGGCUAUCGAAUUUGCAGAUGAAUUUCCAGGCGCGGUAGUCAUAGGAACGGACCUUUCACCCAUUCAACCCAACUUUGUGCCACCAAAUGUCAAGUUCUACGUCGACGAUUUUGAACAACCAUGGGAUUAUCAGGAAGUAGGGAAGUUUGAUUUCAUACAUUGGCGGUCCUUGAGUGGGAGUACUGGAGAUUGGUCUAAGCUAUAUGGACAGGCUUUCAAUAAUCUGAAGCCGGGCGCCUUUUUGGAGGUGCAUGAAUAUGAUGCAGAUGUUUACAGUGAUGAGGACCCAAAUUUUGAAAAGGCACCGUGGACAAGGAGCUGGUGCGACACUUUGAACGCGUCAAGUACUGCUUUCGGGAAGACUUUGAAUGUUGGACGCUUCCAUAAACAAUGGAUGGAGGAGGCUGGGUUUGUGGAUAUUAAGGAGAAAGUUGUGAAGUGCCCUAUAGGGCCCUGGACUAAAGACCCGCAGCUUAAGGAACUUGGACGGUUCGAGCGAUGGCAUAUGAAUGAGUCGGUGGAGGCGCAUUCUAUGGCUCUAUAUACACGAGUUUUAAAUCAUUCGGUGGACGAGGCAAAGAUAGCAUUUGAAAUGGUCAGAAAAGAGUUCAACGACAGGAAACUUUUCCUCUACACUGUAUAUCGAUUUUACCACGGAAGAAGAAGACCAGAGGUUUGA